AAUGAUAACACACAUUCUAAACUGCCAGCUUCCGCCGACUCAUCAUCAGUCCAUUAACCAAAAUGUUAACGACCAUUUUGCUCACGCUUCUCUCCGCUUUAAUUUACUUCAAGUUAAUAAAACCGGCAAGUUUUUGGGAAACGCGCAACGUCCCCCACGUCACAUCAUGGCCUCUAGUUGGAAGCAUGUUCCCUGUGCUAACCCAAAAGAAACACUUUGUGGAAAUUUCCCAAAACAUUUACACCCAAUUUCCGAACGCCAAAUGCGUGGGUUACGUCCUAUUCACAAAACCCACCCUUUUGAUCCGCGACUUGGACCUCCUUAAGCAAAUUGGCGUCAAAGAAUUCGACAGUUUCCACGACCAUUUGCCCUUCGUGACCGAAGCCACGGAGCCUCUCUUGAGCAAAAGCCUCCUUAAUUUACUGGGGGAUGAGUGGAGGAAAAUGCGGGCGACUCUAAGCCCGGCCUUCACCAGCAGCAAAAUGAAACACAUGUACCAAUUAAUUUGCGAGUGUGCCGAACGUUUCACCCAACAUUUCGGGAACCGGACUGUUGAUGUGGAAAUCAAGGACGUGUUUUCACGGUUUAGCAACGAUGUGAUUGCAAGUGCGGCGUUCGGAAUCCAAGUCGAUUCGUUAAAAGAGCCAGGAAAUGAGUUCUAUUCAAUGGGCAAAGCUGUGACUUCGAUACUUAACGGCUUUCAAAUGGUCAAAGUUUUCCUGGCUUUGUCCUUCCCCAACAUUGCUAAACUUAUACAAUUUAGAGCAAUCCCGCCCAAAGUCACAAGUUUUUUUUACGACAUAAUAAUAGAUAAUAUAAAAAAACGCAAAAAUGAGGGAAUUGUUCGCCCAGACAUGGUCCACCUUUUGAUGGAAGCCCAAAGUGGGAAACUAAAACAUGACAACAACACGGAACAAGUUGAUGGGUUUGCAACAGUUGAGGAAUCGGAAAUUGGCAAAAACUCCAACAAAAUCCAGCUCACAGACGAACUAAUCGUGGCACAAGCCCUUAUUUUUUUACUAGCUGGUUUCGACAGUGUUUCCACCGGUUUAAGCUUCAUAGCGUACGAAUUAGCCACUAAUCCUGACGUUCAGAAGAAACUACAAGAAGAAAUAGACUCGGUGCUUGAGAAAAAUCAAGGGAAAGUGAUGUAUAACGAAAUACAGUCGAUGAAAUACCUGGAUCAAGUUUUGUGUGAAACUUUAAGGUUGUGGCCUCCAGCACCUCAAACCGAUCGUUACUGUAACAAGGAUUUCCCAAUUGAUGCAAAUUUUACGAUUGAAAAGGGCGUAAUGAUCGAAAUACCAAUUUUUGCAAUACAUCGGGACCCUCAAUAUUUUGCUGAUCCAGACAAAUUCGAUCCUGGACGCUUCAGCGACGAAAACAAGUCAAAAAUAGUGCCUGGAACGUACAUCCCAUUUGGUGUCGGACCAAGAAAUUGCAUAGGUUCGAGGUUUGCCCUACUUGAGAUAAAAAUUCUGUUUUGGCACCUUCUCUCAAAGUUUGAUAUUUUACCGAAUGAGAAAACAGUGGUUCCGUUCAAAUUGUGCAAACGAAGCAGUAGUUUGGUUCCGAAUGAAGGGAUUCAUCUUAGGUUCAGACCCAGAAAGUGAAUGUUUUACGAAAAUAAAUAUUUAUUGAGCGA
Molecule: messenger RNA, 1645 nt
Organism: Tribolium castaneum (red flour beetle)
Lineage: Eukaryota; Metazoa; Arthropoda; Insecta; Coleoptera; Tenebrionidae
Product: cytochrome P450 9e2
Exons: 5
Coding region: 63-1613 (516 amino acids)
Molecular function (GO): iron ion binding; monooxygenase activity; oxidoreductase activity, acting on paired donors, with incorporation or reduction of molecular oxygen
Source: RefSeq, a predicted model, not a curated record